AUGAAGUACAUCGCCUCUGCCCUCGCUUUCGCCUCAGCUGUUGCUGCUCAUGGUUAUGUCACCAACGCUACCAUAGGUGGUAAAGACUAUGUCUUCUACCAACCUUACCAGGACCCAUACAUGAACCCGAAGGUCGAUCGCGUCUCGCGCCCUGUCCAGGGUAACGGCCCAAUUGAGAACCUCGACCUCAUUGAUGUCCAAUGCGGUGGCUACACUGCUGGUGGCAUCAAAGGCUCCACGCCUGCUGCUCUUCAUGCUGAUGCCACUGCCGGCUCCAAUGUUCAGCUCUUCUGGACUUUGUGGCCUGAUAGCCAUGUGGGCCCCUCGAUUACCUACAUGGCCAAGUGUCCCGACUCUGGCUGCAACAACUGGCAGCCCGAAUCUUCGGCUGUCUGGUUCAAGGUUCAAGAGCAAGGCCGUGACGGCACGUCUAACAACUGGGGUACCACUCCUCUCAUGAAAGCCGGCGCCUCCGUCACAUACACGAUUCCCAAAUGCAUCGCCAACGGUUACUAUCUCGUCCGCCACGAGCUCAUUGCGCUACACGCCGCAUACAAAUAUCCUGGUGCUCAGUCCUAUCCGGGUUGCCAUCAGCUUAAGGUCACUGGCGGAGGAAGCACUAACCCGUCUGGUCUCGUCAGUUUCCCUGGUGCUUAUAAGGGUAGUGACCCUGGUAUCACCUUCGAUUCUUACAAACCUCUACCUUAUACAGUCCCGGGCCCCAAGAAGUUCACGUGCUAA
Molecule: messenger RNA, 741 nt
Organism: Cucurbitaria berberidis CBS 394.84
Lineage: Eukaryota; Fungi; Ascomycota; Dothideomycetes; Pleosporales; Cucurbitariaceae
Product: lytic polysaccharide monooxygenase
Exons: 3
Coding region: 1-741 (246 amino acids)
Source: RefSeq, a predicted model, not a curated record